Molecule: messenger RNA, 461 nt
Organism: Rhincodon typus (whale shark)
Lineage: Eukaryota; Metazoa; Chordata; Chondrichthyes; Orectolobiformes; Rhincodontidae
Product: CLIP-associating protein 1-like
Exons: 5
Biological process (GO): mitotic spindle assembly
Cellular component (GO): mitotic spindle; microtubule organizing center; cytoplasmic microtubule
Molecular function (GO): microtubule binding; kinetochore binding
Source: RefSeq, a predicted model, not a curated record
GUGGCUUUAUUUGGUAUAGAAAUUUUAUCAACCCUCAUUUCACGUCUUCAGGAUCACUUUAAAACGCAUAUUGGUACAGUGUUGCCAAGUCUAAUAGAUAGACUAGGAGAUGCUAAGGAUCCAGUUCGAGAACAAGAUCAAAUCCUCCUGUUAAAAAUUAUGGAGCUAUCGGCUACUCCACAGUACGUCUGGGAACGAAUGUUAGGAGGAUUUAAACACAAGAAUUUUCGAACGAGGGAAGGGAUUUGCCUUUGCCUUAUUAGCACAUUAAAUGCUUACGGAGCUCACAGUUUAACUCUGAGCAAAAUUGUACCGCAUAUCUGUAAUUUAUUAGGAGAUCCAAACAGUCAGGUCCGAGAUGCAGCAAUAAAUAGUUUAGUCGAAAUAUAUAAGCAUGUAGGAGAGAGAGUCCGUGCAGAUCUUCAUAAAAAGGGGCUACCACAAUCACGGUAAGAAAAUUU